Messenger RNA from Phycodurus eques (leafy seadragon), 1546 nucleotides. RefSeq names its product phospholipid phosphatase 4 (gene plpp4). The coding region runs from base 7 to 864 and encodes 285 amino acids. Gene Ontology annotation, molecular function: phosphatidate phosphatase activity. NCBI's taxonomy places the organism in Eukaryota, Metazoa, Chordata, Actinopteri, Syngnathiformes, Syngnathidae. The transcript is spliced from 7 exons. The record is from RefSeq and is a predicted model, not a curated record. Gene Ontology annotation, biological process: phospholipid metabolic process.
AGAACCAUGAACGUGUCAUCGCCAGACAGAAGGAAGACCGCGCGUGACCUGGCUUUGGAGAUUAGUAUCCGAGUUCUGCUCUUCGGAGUUUUCGUAUUUACUGAAUUCCUGGAGCCCUUUGAAAGAGUCAUACAACCUGAGGAGCUUUGGCUCUACAAGAAUCCACUGGUUGAGUCUGAUCACAUUCCCAAAAGGGUCAUGUUCGCAAUCUCCUUCCUUACACCACUGGCGGUGAUAUUUGUGGUGAAGAUAAUUCAGAGGACAGACAAGACAGAAAUCAAAGAGGCAUGUUUAGCAGUGUCGCUGGCUCUCGCCCUGAAUGGAGUUUUCACAAACACUAUCAAGUUGAUUGUUGGCAGACCGAGGCCUGAUUACUUCCAGCGGUGUUUCCCAGACGGACAAGUGAACGCGAAGAUGCUGUGCACCGGAGAGCCACAUCUGGUCUCAGAGGGUCGCAAGAGUUUCCCCAGCAGUCAUUCCUCUUUUGCAUUCUCUGGGCUUGGAUUCACUUCCUUCUACCUGGCAGGGAAGCUGCAGUGCUUUACUGAUCAGGGUCGAGGUCGUAGCUGGCGCCUCUGUGCCAUGGUGCUGCCCCUCUACAGUGCGAUGAUGAUCGCUUUGUCCAGGACCUGUGACUACAAGCACCACUGGCAAGAUGCCUUUGUUGGAGGAGUGAUUGGGCUAUUGUUUGCAUACAUCAGCUACCGUCAGCACUACCCCCCCUUUCUGCACACGGACUGUCACCUUGCCUACGCCAGCCUAGCUGCCACCGCUCACACAUCCCCGCAUCCUCAGGAGGAUCAGCGGCCCACUGACAAUGCCACAACCCUCCCCCUGGAGGGCUUGACUGAAGCACCACUAUGACUAGUGGCCACCUCCGAGACUACCUUCAACACCCCCCCCAAGCCAAUGAGCCCACCCCCUUCCCACUGACUACAUGGCUCUUGUGUACAUUCCAGUGGACAGUAAGCCAAUCUCCUCCAUUCUCUUUUAUUCUGUCUCUGUGUUGACUACUUUAUCUUUUGUGUGUUUUAUACUGUUCUUGCUUAGCAUCUGUUAAAGUCUAGAUGUUGCUAUGAUAUAUGACAGGAUCGUAAGAAUAUGAAGCAUUAAUUUUGCAAGGUGGGAAGAAAUAAUCUCAUGGGAAAAGGUGAGGGAGUGGUCUGGGUGAAGCCGUAGAAAUUGAUUGUUUUCGUUGUCAUUUGAUACUGUUUAUUCGGGAAUGUAUCCUUCAAUAAGCAAUCUCGGGCAGCUUAGUUGUAAAUACUUGGUGUUUUGCAUCUCUUCACUUAUUUAAAAGGGGUAGUCAUGCCUUGAGUAUGUGUUUCUAUUUUUGGUGCUCAUGGUGCUAUAUGUAACACAUAUGUCGCAAAGCAAGUAGCAACCAUUGAACCAUCAUUUUCCCCAAGCGAGCUUGACGAUAAGCUCCCACCAGACGCUUUAGUGCACAGGUGUCAAACUCAGAUCCAAGUUUGCCACGACUGUUUCUUGACUUCUCUUCGAAACUACUGAUAUAGUCACAUGCAGGGGGCAAUUGUGUAAUAUA